GGAAGCGCCCGGAGAAAAGAGCAGCAAGAUGCCAACUCAGAUGAGAAAAAUCUGGAAACAAAUCUGGGGGGCGCUGAGCUAUUUCACAGGAGACAUGCAAGCAUUUGGAGACUGGUUGAAAGAUAAGUCUCUGGUGUUCCAGUUCAUUGACUGGGUUCUGCGGGGCGUGUCUCAAGUGAUGUUUGUCAGCAACCCUCUCAGUGGGCUGAUCAUGGUUGCUGGAUUCCUGGUCCAGAGCUUCUGGCUGACCCUCACCGGGUGCUUAGGAGCCAUCGUCUCAACCUUAACAGCUCUUCUUCUGAGCCAGGACAGAUCAGCCAUAGCGGCCGGACUCUACGGCUACAAUGGGGUCCUUGUGGGAAUGCUCAUGGCCGUCUUCUCAGACAAAGGCGAUUAUUAUUGGUGGCUUUUGCUUCCGGUGGUUCUCAUGUCCAUGACAUGCCCUCUUUUCACCAGUGCGUUGGGCGCCGUCUUUAGCAAGUGGGACCUGCCGGUUUUCACUCUCCCCUUCAACCUGCCGCUGACUCUCUUCGUCGCAGCUACUGGCCACUACAACCUGUUCUUCCCGACGACUCCCAUUCAACCCAUAACUUCGGUGCCCAGCAUCAAUUGGUCAGAGAUCCAAGUGCCUUUGCUAUUCCAGUCGAUCCCCGUAGGAGUCGGGCAGGUGUACGGCUGUGAUAACCCUUGGACUGGAGGCAUCAUUAUGGUGGCUUUGUUUAUCUCCUCCCCGCUCAUCUUCGCCCACGCUGUGAUCGGUUCAGCGGUGGGAAUCCCUGCAGCCCUGAGCGUGGCUACUCCUUUUAACAAAAUCUACGCAGGUUUAUGGAAUUACAACAGCUGCCUUUCAUGCAUUGCGAUAGGAGGCAUGUUCUAUGCCCUCACUUGGCAGACCUUUGUCUUGGCGAUUGUUUGUGCUCUGUUUACUGCCUACGUGGGAGGAAUGCUGUCCAAUAUGUUUUCUGUGUUUGGACUGCCCUUGGGGACCUGGGCUUUCUGCUUGUCUUCUCUCACCUUCCUGCUUCUCACCACCAACAACGAUGCCAUCUACAAAUUGCCUCUCUCCAAAGUCACGUACCCAGAAGCCAACCGGGCUUACUACUUGGCCGGAAAAGGAAAAGAACCAAAAUCUACCUGCAAUGUGUAACGGGUUAAAUCCAU
This is a messenger RNA of Heteronotia binoei (common prickly gecko), 1161 nucleotides long. RefSeq names its product solute carrier family 14 member 1 (Kidd blood group) (gene SLC14A1). NCBI's taxonomy places the organism in Eukaryota, Metazoa, Chordata, Lepidosauria, Squamata, Gekkonidae. The transcript is spliced from 8 exons. The record is from RefSeq and is a predicted model, not a curated record. Gene Ontology annotation, molecular function: urea transmembrane transporter activity. Gene Ontology annotation, cellular component: membrane. The coding region runs from base 29 to 1147 and encodes 372 amino acids. Gene Ontology annotation, biological process: urea transmembrane transport.